Tribolium madens (black flour beetle) is the source of this 1163-nucleotide messenger RNA. RefSeq names its product tetraspanin-2A. Gene Ontology annotation, cellular component: membrane. Bases 94 to 840 code for a protein of 248 amino acids. Lineage: Eukaryota; Metazoa; Arthropoda; Insecta; Coleoptera; Tenebrionidae. The record is from RefSeq and is a predicted model, not a curated record. The transcript is spliced from 5 exons.
UAACGCAGAAAGGUUCAGUGUAGUGUUUUCUAUCGACAAAACAAUAAACGAAGUAAUUGUCUUAGUGGCCUUUUUUCAUUUUUUUGGUUUGAAAUGGCUGGAAAAGGUGACGGUGAAGGUGAAGGAAACGUUCUCAAAUUGGAAAAUCAAAUUCUUGUCAUCAAAUAUGUGAUUCUCUUCACGAACAUCAUCCUCGCAAUGAUCGGCCUGAGUUUGCUCGUCUUAUGUAUCUGGCUGAGAGUGGAACCUGGAAUUGCCGAUUUUUUGGACAAGUUGGAUGGGACUGAUUUCUACAUUGGGUUGUACGUUUUGAUCGUCUGUGCUAUACUUGUGAUGAUCAUCUCGGUUAUUGGAUGUGUGAGCGCCUUGCAAGAGAGUGGUUUAGCUCUAUUGGUGUAUAUCGGAACUCAGGUUUUGGGCUUCAUCUUUGGUCUAGCUGGAGCUGCAGUCCUUUUGGAUAACAGCGCAAGGGACUCACAUUUCCAACCAAAGGUCAGGGAGAGCAUACGAAAACUUAUUAUCAACGCUCAUCACGAGCCAUCCAGGCAAGCGCUAGCCAUGAUUCAAGAAGGUAUUGGUUGCUGCGGUGCUGAUGGGUCCAAGGACUAUCUUUCCUUGAAGCAACCGUUGCCGAAUGAAUGCCGCGACAGUGUGACCGGAAAUCCGUUCUUCCAUGGCUGCGUGGACGAAUUGACGUGGUUUUUCGAACAGAAAUGCGCUUGGGUGGCUGGCCUCGCCAUGACAAUCUGCUUCUUUUACGUCAUAAACAUUGUCCUAGCUACCAUUUUGAGAGCUGCUCUGGAGAAAGAAGAGGAACAAUCCCAAACCUACAGAAAAUAAUAAUUAAUUUGUCGUAAACGCAAGAAACAAGAUAAAUGUCCUUUGAAAGAUUUUUCAUUUUCUUUUCCGGAGUAAAUAUUUUCAUGACACAAAAUAAAUUCAGUAGCAUUUUUACUUGCGUUUACUUUUUUAUUCAUUCUCUAAUUUAAUUAUUACUGUUUUUUUUAUAAUUUAGUUUUAGUUUGAUAUAGUUGUGAGUAAUGACCAUAGGUAAUGACGUAAUUAUGUAAGGAGUGAUGUUUGACGAUAUUUCAUGUGGAAACAUCACGAAAUAGCUCUGUCAUGUAUAACAAAGGUAAUAAAUAAUAGUGGUUUUGAGCCUA